Plenodomus lingam JN3 is the source of this 690-nucleotide messenger RNA. RefSeq lists its product as uncharacterized. The record is from RefSeq and is a predicted model, not a curated record. Lineage: Eukaryota; Fungi; Ascomycota; Dothideomycetes; Pleosporales; Leptosphaeriaceae.
AUGAUAUCUUGCUCCUAUGACGAACUCAUGCUCAUUCCCGGCAACUUCAGUGUUCCCCAAGGUGCAAGCACGCCUCCUAAAAUCCCCAAAUCAGCCCUACGCAUUGCCCGCAUCUACGUCUCCCAACGGACCACCAUGUAUAACGGCCGCCUAAACUGGAAUAUCCCCAAGCAUCUCGCCCGUUUCUCCUUCUCAGCGCCGCCCACGCUCGCCGGCCAGCCGCCUCCUGCAUCACUCAGAGUCCAAGUCUUUCCACCCACCAGCAAGGACGGCGAUGGCGCCGCACCUUUCUUCGAGUGUACGCUCAGACCCUGGAGAUGGAUUCCCGCUUUGCCGGUCAAUACCAAGUGGGUACCGAUGAGCUUGAUGCAAGUGCAGCCGCCUAUCCCAGAACCUGCGAGGAGAAUGGAGGCUGUGAAAGAGGAGCUGGAUGCCGAGAUGGAUGCGUAUGAUGUUGACAAGGGCGAAGAGGCGCUUUGCGUAGGUACGGAUCGAUGGGCGGCGUAUACUAUCGAUGCCAAGGUUCCGAGGGCGAGGGGCUGCUGGGUCAGUAUGGGGACCGCAGAGGGCGAUGAAGAUGAAAGUGCACGUCAAAGGUACUGGCCUAGAGGGCUGCAGCCUUGGAGCUUUGGGGCGUGGUGUGAGGAAGCUGUGCUGGAUAUUUCAGAGUCCAUCGAGUGGAAGCUAUGA